This is a messenger RNA of Pimephales promelas (fathead minnow), 2717 nucleotides long. RefSeq names its product extracellular calcium-sensing receptor. Gene Ontology annotation, molecular function: G protein-coupled receptor activity. The record is from RefSeq and is a predicted model, not a curated record. NCBI's taxonomy places the organism in Eukaryota, Metazoa, Chordata, Actinopteri, Cypriniformes, Leuciscidae. Gene Ontology annotation, biological process: G protein-coupled receptor signaling pathway. Gene Ontology annotation, cellular component: plasma membrane.
AUGCUUUUCUUUCUUUACACACUCCUGGUUAUUCAUCACCUUCAUACUAAGGUGGAAAACACUCUUUGCCGAAUGAUGGGAGACCCAAAGUACCCUUUGUUUUUCAAGGAUGGAGAUGUAACUAUUGGAGGAAUUUUUGCAGUCCACAGAAAAGAAACAUUUCCUUCAUUUGAGUUUACGCAUAAACCUCAACCUCCAUCUUGCUCCAGUGUGAAUAUGAGAGAUUUUCGGCUGGCUCAAACCAUGAUCUUUGCAAUUGAGGAGAUUAACAGAAGUCAAAGUUUGCUACCAAAUAUUUCUAUUGGCUACAUGAUUUAUGAUACGUGUGGUUCAAGACUGUCUACCAUGAUUGCAACUUUGGGAUUAAUGAAUGGUCAGGAGUUUGCAGAAGGGUACAAGUGCAAUGGGAAGUCUCCUUUACAUGCUAUCAUUGGAGAAUCUGAGACUUCUGCCACAGUAAUUAUUUCCAGAACUACAGGACCUUUUAAGAUUCCAGUGAUAAGUCACUCUGCUUCAUGUGAAUGUCUCAGUAAUAGGAAGGAUUACCCCUCAUUCUUCAGGACUAUUUCUAGUGAUUACCACCAGAGCAGAGCACUUGCAUCCAUAGUAAAGCAUUUAGGCUGGACAUGGGUGGGAGCUGUGAACAGUGACAAUGACUAUGGAAACAACGGAAUGGCCAUAUUCCUAAAAACAGCCCAAGAAGAAGGGAUUUGUGUGGAGUACUCUGUGAAAUUUUACCGAACAGAGCCUGAAAAACUCAAUCAAGUGGUACACACUAUAGAAAGAGGCACAGCAAAAGUGAUUGUUGCAUUUGUUUCUUUUGUUGAGAUGGGCUUACUUAUUGAGCAGUUAAGUAUCCAGAAAAUUACAGGCCUCCAGAUGAUUGGUGUGGAGCCAUGGAUAACUGCAAUGACUUACAUAACUCCAAAUAGUUUUCACACAAUGGGAGGGUCAUUAGGGUUUGCAGUCAGAAAAAUCGAUAUUGAUGGGUUUGCAGAAUAUGUUAUGAAAGAAUUCUGGGACACAGCUUUUCCAUGCUCAGAGAGUGAUGGGAAUUAUUCUCAAUAUGAAUCAAGUUGCAGCAGAUAUGAGGAUCUUCUUGCAUUGAAAAAUUACAAUGAAGAUGUGACUGAACACAGAUAUUCAAGUAAUGUCUACAAAGCAAUUUAUGCUGUGGCUCAUUCACUACACAGACUAUUCAAGUGCAAAGAACAAGAAGGUUGUGAGAAAGGCCUGACAAUACAACCACAGCAGGUGGUUGAGGCUUUGAAAAGGAUACAUUUUACCAUAAAGACAGGAGAUCAUGUGUGGUUUGACAAAACUGGUGGUGUAGUGGCUUUGUAUGAAGUUGUGAAUUGGCAGCAGACAUCAAAUGGAUCAUUUGAGUUACAAUCAGUGGGAUAUUAUGAUGCCUCGCUUCCUCCUAACCAGAAUUUAGACCUUAGCAUUGAAAAAAUAAUCUGGGCUGGAGGACAGCUGAAGAAGCCAAGGUCUGUGUGCAGUGAGAGCUGUCAUCCAGGCACUAGGAAGGCUGUACAAAAAGGAAGACCUGUCUGCUGUUAUGACUGUAUUCCAUGUGCAGAAGGAGAAAUCAGUAAUGAGACAGAUUCAAUUAACUGCCAGCAGUGUCCAGGGGAAUACUGGUCUAAUGCUGAGAAAAAUACUUGUGUGCUGAAGGCUGUAGAGUUUCUGUCAUUCACAGAAGUUAUGGGUAUAUUGUUAGUGUUUUUCUCACUGUUAGGAGUUGGACUAACUGUGCUGGUGGCCAUUCUGUUUUACAGCAAGAAGGACACACCAAUAGUAAAGGCCAACAAUUCAGAGCUGAGCUUCCUGCUACUUUUCUCAUUGACUCUGUGUUUCCUCUGUUCACUUACUUUCAUUGGUCAGCCCACUGAGUGGUCCUGUAUGUUGCGUCACACAGCGUUUGGGAUCACUUUUGUCCUCUGCAUCUCCUGUAUUCUGGGUAAAACAAUAGUGGUAUUAAUGGCCUUCAAGGCUUCACUUCCAGGAAGUAAUGUCAUGAAAUGGUUUGGACCUGCACAACAACGACUCAGUGUUCUUGCUUUUACACUUAUACAGGUUCUAAUCUGUGUGCUUUGGCUAAUAGUUUCUCCCCCAUUUCCGUACAAAAAUAUGAAAUAUUAUAAGGAAAAGAUCAUACUUGAGUGCAGUCUGGGUUCCACAAUAGGUUUCUGGGCUGUGAUGGGUUAUAUUAGCCUCCUGGCAGUCUUGUGUUUCAUUUUAGCUUUUCUGGCUCGCACACUGCCUGAUAACUUUAAUGAAGCCAAAUUCAUCACAUUCAGUAUGCUCAUAUUCUGUGCUGUAUGGCUUACAUUUAUUCCAGCUUAUGUCAGUUCUCCUGGAAAAUUUACUGUAGCUGUGGAGAUAUUUGCCAUUUUAUCAUCAAGCUUUGGUUUAUUAUUCUGCAUUUUUGCACCUAAAUGUUAUAUCAUACUCCUUAAGCCAGAACAAAAUACAAAGCAACAUGUGAUGGGAAAAACACCAUCUAAAUCCGUAGACCUAAAACCCUUCUGAUAAUUUAAAGCAACAUUUCUAUUAACAUGGAAGGGGGACCUCAAGAAAGUGUGUGGGUUUUGGGAGAGGUCAAGCUGAAGUGACUGAAGCAAAACAAAAAUGUCUCAGGUCUAUAACAUUGAACUGUCAUAUGUAGCAACCUGAAAAACACAAACAAAUAACCCUUUAAAUAAACCCCAACU